Messenger RNA from Arabidopsis arenosa, 2282 nucleotides. NCBI's taxonomy places the organism in Eukaryota, Viridiplantae, Streptophyta, Magnoliopsida, Brassicales, Brassicaceae. The record is from the annotation of a GenBank genome assembly.
ACUUUCAAAAACCUCUGCUCUGUUUUCCACAGAAAGUAAAAAUGAUGAGUAAUCUGAAACUUGGCGUUGAAGUCAUAAGCGCGAGACUCAAACCUAGAGAGGACUAUGGCCGUGUUAACUCUUUCGUCGAGCUACGGUUUGACGAUCAGAAAGUCAUAACUACGACUAAGAUCGAUGACUCAAGUCCGGUGUGGAACGAGAAGUUCUUCUUCAACAUCUCUGAUACAGAGGAUUUAUCAAAUCAGUUUCUUGAGGCUUACGUUUACAAUAAAACCAGCAGCAUAACGAAAUCAUGUCUAGGUAAAAUUCGAAUCUUGGGAACUGCAUUUCUGCCGUACUCAGAAGCUGUUGGAUUGCCUUACCCUCUUGAGAAAGAGAAAUGGAGUAUGUUCUCUUCCGCUGCCGCCAUUGGAGGCGAGCUCGCUCUAAAAGUGUUCCUCACUGAUAACCCCUAUCCCAAGGUACCGAAUCUAAUCCCUACAAAUAAGAUUUCUUCUAAAUCAAGGCACAAAUUUCACAACGUCCCCACAAAUGAGAAAAGUAAACAUAGCCCACGAGGGAAUCAGCAACCGUCUCAACCUCAACCGCAAUCGCUUCAGCCGCAACCGCCUCAACCGCCACCGAUUAUGGACUCUUCUCUGUUUCAAGCACCGAGGUUUAGUUCUCCGAUACCUACAACUAUGGGAUUUAAUCCGAAUCCACCGGAUUAUUCUGUCAAAGAGACGAAUCCGAUUCUCGGAGGAGGCAAACGAGCAAGAUCGAGUGAUCAUGAUCUCGUCGAGCCAAUGGAGUUUCUCUUCGUCAAAAUCGUGAAAGCUAGAAAUCUUCCAUCCAUGGACUUAACCGGAAGUCUAGAUCCAUACAUCGAAGUCAAACUCGGAAACUUUACCGGCAAAACAAAACAUUUCGAGAAGAAUCAAAACCCGAUUUGGAACGAAGUCUUUGCUUUCUCCAAAUCCAAUCAACAAUCAAACGUUCUUGAAGUCAUCGUCAUGGACAAAGACAUGGUCAAAGACGAUUUCGUCGGUUUAAUCCAGUUUGAUCUCAAUGAGAUUCCGACACGUGUCGCACCAGACAGUCCUUUAGCUCCAGAAUGGUACAGAGUCAACAACGAGAAAGGAGGCGAGAUUAUGUUGGCUGUUUGGUUCGGUACUCAAGCCGACGAAGCGUUCUCAGACGCGACAUACUCAGACGCUUUAAACGCUGUUAACAAAUCGAGUUUGCGUUCUAAAGUCUAUCAUUCUCCUAGGCUUUGGUACCUCCGGGUUAAUGUCAUCGAGGCACAAGACUUAGUUAUUGUACCAGACCGGACUCGAUUGCCAAAUCCAUAUGUUAAAAUCCGGUUAAAUAACCAAAUGGUUCGAACCAAACCGAGUCACUCGCUGAAUCCAAGAUGGAAUGAAGAGUUCACGCUCGUCGCGGCUGAACCGUUUGAGGAUCUGAUCAUCUCGAUUGAAGACCGAGUCGCGGCUAACCGAGAGGAAACGCUGGGAGAGGUACAUAUACCGAUUGGUACAAUUGAUAAACGAAUUGACGAUAGCCGGACAGUACCUAACCGUUGGUUUAGUCUUAAAACUGAGAACCAGAGAAGAGUCAGAUUCGCGACGACGAGGCUUCAUCUAAACGUUUGUCUAGAAGGAGGCUAUCACGUUCUUGAUGAAUCUACUUAUUACAGCAGCGAUUUAAGACCGUCGAUGAAAGAGUUGUUGAGUCAUAAGCAGCCGUCUAUUGGUGUUCUUGAAUUAGGAAUCUUGAGAAUUGAAGGUUUGAGUCUGAGCCAAGAAGGUAAGAAAGAGACGGUGGAUGCUUACUGUGUGGCUAAGUAUGGAACCAAAUGGGUCAGGACUCGGACCGUUACGAACUGUUUAAACCCGCGGUUCAACGAGCAGUACACAUGGGAGGUUUAUGAGCCAGCAACCGUAAUCACAAUCGGUGUUUUCGAUAACAAUCAGAUCAAUGGUGGUAACGGUAACAAAGGAGAUGGGAAAAUUGGGAAAAUCAGAGUUAGAAUAUCGACUCUCGAAGCCGGAAGGAUCUACACUGUUUCGUAUCCGCUUCUUGUUCUUCGACCUUCAGGUUUAAAGAAAAUGGGGGAAUUGCAUUUAGCGAUACGGUUUUCUUGCUCGUCAAUGUUUCAGAUGCUAAUGCAGUACUGGAAACUAUGGAAUAUGAGAAUUGGAUGAUUGUAUUAGAUGAGAGGUUACAAGUAUAUAUACAAGAUAAUGAGUCAAGGUAGCCCUAAUCACACAUAACUACAACAUAAAUACAAGAGAUAUGAUUGA